UGUGUAUCUUAAAGUGUUCACAUCGGUUCGGCGUUGGUGUUUUGGAAAUUCUGAAAAAAAAAAUAAAAUAUAUAAAAAAUUGUGCGGUUUUUUUUUUCUCAAAAAAUCAUGGCUACUACAAAAUAUUUGUUGAUCUUCGCUGUUGUGGUGGCAUUGGCCAGCUCUGCUUUGGCCAUCCGUUGCUACCAAUGUACCUCCUUGCAAAACUCGAAAUGCGGUGAAAAAUUCGAAUCCGAUGACAGUUUGAAAAUGGACUGCAAUCGUGUCAGUGCCCCAUUCUAUUUGUUGCCACUGUUGAAUGGUCGCAGCAUUAAUGCCACCGGUUGCAUGAAACAGACGCUGGAAUCAACUUUGGGUGGCGGCAAACACAUUCUACGUUCCUGCUACUUUGGCGAUAUCUCUCACACGGAAACCGGUUGCAAGACAGAUCCCACAAACUACGGCGUCAAGCAGUUGUCAUGCGAUGUUUGUAAAGACAAUCUCUGCAAUACCUCCUCAUCGAUGAGUCCAUUUGUUGUUGGUUUGAUUUGCUUCUUUGGUUUGGCUCGUAUUUUAUCGUAAAAAUUAAAUAUUUUUUU
Musca domestica (house fly) is the source of this 578-nucleotide messenger RNA. RefSeq lists its product as uncharacterized. Gene Ontology annotation, biological process: sleep; positive regulation of voltage-gated potassium channel activity; regulation of synaptic transmission, cholinergic. The coding region runs from base 109 to 561 and encodes 150 amino acids. The transcript has 3 exons. The record is from RefSeq and is a predicted model, not a curated record. Lineage: Eukaryota; Metazoa; Arthropoda; Insecta; Diptera; Muscidae.